This is a messenger RNA of Myodes glareolus (Bank vole), 3094 nucleotides long. It is a transcript of the gene Mmp2, whose product is annotated as matrix metallopeptidase 2. The record is from RefSeq and is a predicted model, not a curated record. Gene Ontology annotation, biological process: collagen catabolic process; proteolysis; tissue remodeling. Gene Ontology annotation, molecular function: zinc ion binding; metalloendopeptidase activity. Lineage: Eukaryota; Metazoa; Chordata; Mammalia; Rodentia; Cricetidae. Gene Ontology annotation, cellular component: extracellular matrix.
GGUGCUGCCAGCACUCUUUCAGCCCAGCCGGCCACAUCUGGCGUCUGCCCGCCCCUUGUUUCCGCUGCACCCAGACUUCCCCCCAGCGUGGCUGGAGGCUGCUGUGCGUUCAUCCAGGGCUUUAAAUAUACAAAGGGAUUGCCACGACCACCACCAGGCACCCGCGGUAACCGGGCUAGUAGGGACGCGGAACUCCGUUAUGAAUCCCUGAGCCCUGCAAAGCCAAGGCAGUUUAGCAAGGGGAUCUCGGAACGGCGCCGUGUGGAGCAGGAGGCUCCAGCCGGGCGGACCCCAGUACACAGCCAGCAACCUCAGGGUGACACGCAGAGCCCGGGAGCGCAACGAUGGAGGCAGGAAUGGCGUGGGGAGCGCUCACCGGCCCUCUGCGAGUUCUCUGCGUCCUGGGCUGCCUGCUGGGCCGAGCCAUCGCUGCGCCAUCGCCCAUCAUCAAGUUCCCUGGCGAUGUCGCCCCCAAAACAGACAAAGAGUUGGCAGUGCAAUACCUGAAUACUUUCUAUGGCUGCCCCAAGGAAAGUUGCAACCUCUUUGUGCUGAAGGACACCCUCAAGAAGAUGCAGAAGUUCUUUGGGCUGCCCCAGACAGGUGACCUGGACCAGAACACCAUCGAGACCAUGCGGAAGCCGCGCUGCGGCAACCCGGAUGUGGCCAACUACAACUUCUUUCCCCGAAAGCCCAAGUGGGACAAGAACCAGAUCACAUACAGGAUCAUUGGUUACACACCUGACCUGGAUCCUGAGACAGUGGAUGAUGCCUUUGCUCGGGCCUUACAAGUAUGGAGUGACGUAACUCCACUGCGCUUCACUCGUAUCCACGAUGGGGAAGCUGACAUCAUGAUCAACUUUGGCCGCUGGGAACAUGGAGAUGGAUACCCGUUUGAUGGCAAGGAUGGACUCCUGGCGCAUGCUUUCGCCCCCGGCACUGGGGUUGGUGGAGACUCUCACUUUGAUGAUGAUGAGCUGUGGACUCUGGGGGAAGGGCAAGUGGUCCGGGUCAAGUAUGGGAAUGCUGACGGCGAGUACUGCAAGUUCCCCUUCUUGUUUAAUGGCCGGGAAUACAACAGCUGCACUGACACUGGCCGCACCGACGGCUUCCUCUGGUGCUCCACCACCUACAACUUUGAGAAGGAUGGCAAGUACGGUUUCUGCCCCCAUGAAGCCUUGUUUACCAUGGGUGGCAAUGGAGAUGGACAGCCCUGCAAGUUCCCAUUCCGCUUCCAGGGCACUUCUUACAACAGCUGUACCACCGAGGGCCGCACAGACGGCUACCGUUGGUGUGGCACCACUGAGGACUAUGACCGAGAUAAGAAGUAUGGAUUCUGCCCAGAGACCGCUAUGUCUACUGUGGGUGGAAAUUCAGAAGGUGCCCCAUGCGUCUUCCCCUUCACCUUCCUGGGCAACAAAUAUGAUAGCUGCACUAGCGCCGGUCGCAAUGAUGGGAAGAUAUGGUGUGCCACCACGGCUACCUAUGAUGACGACCGGAAGUGGGGCUUCUGUCCCGACCAAGGAUACAGCCUAUUCCUCGUGGCAGCCCAUGAGUUCGGCCAUGCAAUGGGGCUGGAGCACUCACAGGACCCCGGAGCUCUGAUGGCGCCCAUCUACACCUACACCAAGAACUUCCGCUUAUCCCAGGAUGACAUCAAGGGGAUCCAGGAGCUCUAUGGGCCCUCCCCUGAUGCCGAUACUGACACUGGUACUGGCCCCACCCCUACGCUGGGACCUGUCACUCCCGAGAUCUGCAAACAGGACAUUGUCUUUGAUGGCAUUGCCCAAAUCCGUGGUGAGAUCUUCUUCUUCAAGGACCGGUUUAUUUGGCGGACAGUGACACCACGUGACAAGCCCUCGGGGCCCUUGCUGGUGGCCACCUUCUGGCCUGAGCUCCCAGAAAAGAUCGAUGCUGUGUACGAGGCCCCACAGGAAGAGAAAGCUGUGUUCUUUGCAGGGAAUGAGUACUGGGUCUAUUCUGCCAGCACUCUGGAGCGAGGGUAUCCCAAGCCACUGACCAGCCUGGGCCUGCCCGCUGAUGUCCAGCGAGUAGAUGCUGCCUUUAACUGGAGUAAGAACAAGAAGACAUACAUCUUCGCUGGAGACAAGUUCUGGAGAUACAAUGAAGUGAAGAAGAAAAUGGAUCCUGGUUUCCCUAAGCUCAUCGCAGAUUCCUGGAACGCCAUCCCCGAUAACCUGGAUGCGGUCGUGGACCUGCAGGGCGGUGGUCACAGCUACUUCUUCAAAGGUGCAUAUUACCUGAAGCUGGAGAACCAAAGUCUGAAGAGUAUGAAGUUUGGAAGCAUCAAAUCGGACUGGCUGGGCUGCUGAGCUGGUCCUCUUACCACAGGCCCUGCAAUCAACACUGCACACCAGGCCCAGAAUACUGGGGAAGGAUGUGAAGGGGCCUGGCUGCCCUGCCUUCAGCUCUAUAGUUAAUCAGCCUUCCCCCUCACCUGGUGACUGAAGAUUUAAGAGCGUGCCUUUUUUUUUUUGUGCCCAAAGAAAGGUGCUGAUUGUACCCCUCCCAGGUGCUUCUCCCCCCUCCCCCGCCCCCUAGGGGAUGCUUGGAUGUUCUCAAUGCAGCCCUCUUUUGGGCUGCCCUGGUGCUCCACACUUGAGGUUCUUCUCAUCUCUGAUACUUCUGUGGCUCACAGCACUGUCAGAGUCAACAGAGACUGUCUUAGGAGGGCACUGGUGGCCCAACAGCCGGCACAGGGCAGCUGGGAUGCAGGUGCGUCCAGGUGGAAGUCGGAGACCCCUGGUUUCUGACUGCCAGCCGUCCUCGUGUCUGCACUACAUUACGGUUUGCUCUGUGCGCGCUUCCUUCAUUUCCUUCAAGCUUUUCCAUUUCCCACCGUGCUGCAUUUCCUGACGCAAGGACUCAGGUCGUCUGACAUCACUGCACGGUGCCUCUCAGCCCGCAUACCAAUGGCUUCCUUGUGUGCUCUAGAGCAUCCUCAAUCUCUUCCUCCACUGGAUGGAGGAAAACCAAACCAGUGGCUUCCUGCUCAGCCUUCUCGCUUCUCCCUUUAACAGUUCCCCAUGGGAAACGGCCAAGAAGGAUAAAUAAAGACACCAGUUGAGUGACA